This is a messenger RNA of Pseudoliparis swirei, 2677 nucleotides long. RefSeq names its product unc-93 homolog B1, TLR signaling regulator (gene unc93b1). The transcript has 13 exons. Gene Ontology annotation, cellular component: lysosome; endosome. Gene Ontology annotation, molecular function: Toll-like receptor binding. NCBI's taxonomy places the organism in Eukaryota, Metazoa, Chordata, Actinopteri, Perciformes, Liparidae. The record is from RefSeq and is a predicted model, not a curated record. Gene Ontology annotation, biological process: intracellular protein transport; toll-like receptor signaling pathway; toll-like receptor 3 signaling pathway. Bases 201 to 2090 code for a protein of 629 amino acids.
UACUUUCGUUUCCCUCACGAAACAUUUUAAUUUUAAGCCUGAAACUCGUAUUUAUGAAGCUCGUGCAUCGGAAAGAGGAACCGACGGCGGCGGGGGAACCGACGGGGCUCCAUUACGCACACGGUGCGUCGUGUCUCUAACUAGCCGGAGACACAGAGACCUUUCCUCCCGCUGUGCGCGAGGAGCCGCGCGCGACCACCAUGAUGGAUGCAGCUGAUCAAGAAGCGUUGGUGGAGGAUGCGGAUCAGCCUCUGGCGCCUCACAACGGCGUCAUAAAUGAACUGCUGGAUGUGGGACGUGAAGACAACAUGCAGGGCCAGAUGGAGGAGUUCCUGGGCCCGCAGGCAGAGUACAACGAGGAGGAGGAGGAGAGGAAGUACUACAGGAGGAAGAGGCUGGGUGUCAUCAAGAAUGUCCUGGCAGCCAGUGUAGGAGCCAUGAUCGUGUACAGCGUGUACAUGGGCCUCCUGCAGAUGCAGCUGAUCCUCCAUUAUGAUACGACCUACCGGGAGGUGAAGUACAGCAACCUCGGCCUGGAGAACAUCGACAGCAAGAUGAUGAUGGGCAUCAACGUCACCCCCAUCAUCGCCCUGCUGUACACCCCUGUUCUGAUCAGGUUCCUGGGCACCAAGUGGAUGAUGUUCCUGGCGUCGGGGAUCUACGCGCUCUUCGUCUCCACCAACUACUGGGAGCGGUACUACACCUUGGUGCCGUCGGCCGUGGCCAUCGGCGUGGCCAUCGUGCCGCUCUGGGCCUCCCUGGGAAAUUAUAUCACCAGGAUGGCGCAGCAGUACUACGAGUACGUCCACUACACGGAGGACCACGGGCAGAAGAAGCUCCCCAAGGGGGCGUGUCACCAGUACAUCGUCGUCUUCCACUCGCUCUUCUACGCCAUCGUCCACCUGAGUUUCGUGUUCGCGCAGUUCCCCAUGUUUGUGCUGAACGGCUACCUCCACGGGAUGAAUCACACGCUCCAGAACGUCAAGUCCUGCGGCGCCAACAUCAGCGGCGUGAUCCCCGGCUUCAACACCACCGUGCUCACCAACCUGCCGCGCUCCAUGCUGCUCAUCCAGGUGGAGAGCGUCCUCAUGGGCUUCGCCUUCCUCGCCAUGAUCAUCUUCCUGGUGCUCUGUGGCCCCGCCUACCGCCCCACGGAGGAGAUCGACCUGCGCAGCAUCGGCUGGGGGAACAUCUUCCAGCUGCCCUUCAAGCACCUGAGGGACUACAGGCUGCGGCUGCUGAGCCCGUUCUUCAUCUACAGCGGCUUCGAGACGCUGUUCGCCAUCACCGGCUUCUCCCUGUCCUACGGGGUGUGCGUCCUGGGCCUGGACAAGCUGUGGCUCCUGGUGAUGGUGUACGGCGGCUCCUGCUCCGUGUUCUCCUCACUCUCCCUCUGCCUGCUGCGCCUCCCUCGCUGGACGUGCCUGGUGGGCGGCGCCGCGGUGCACGCCGUGCUGCUGGUGGUGCUCCUGGCCUUCUCCCCACCUCCGAGACAGGUGGAGUACCUGGGCCCCCUGCUGGUGAUCUCCGUGCUGUGGGGCCUCGGCACGGCGCUCAACAAGACCGGCGUGAGCACUCUGCUCGGCAUGCUCUACUCCGAGGAAAAAGAGCGUCUGGACUUCGUCUACACCAUCUACCACUGGUGGCAGGCCAUCGCCAUCUUCAUCGUCUACCUGUGGUCACACCUGCCCAUGAGGGCCAAACUCUCCAUCCUAUUGGCCACUCUGGCGGUGGCCUGCUCCUGCUAUUGGCUGAUGGAGCGUCGGCUCGCCAUGAAGGUGCCUUUCCGACUGCCUCGCAUCCCGCGGCCGCGACACAAGGUCAAAGGUUACCGCUACCUGGAAGAAGACAACUCGGAUGAGUCAGACUCUGAGAGAAGCGAGGAGGAUGACGAAGAGGAGAGGGUGGACGGAGAGCACGCGGUGGAAGAAGAGAUGGAGAAAGAAGAGAUGGUGGGAGCGGAGGACGAGGAGAAAGGAGAGCGGCGAGUCGACUCACCCGGAGCCCGGAGGAGAGGAGCCGAGGGUCGCCGGCAGAGGGAGGACGCGAGGGUGAAGGAGGCAGGGAGCGAAGAGCACGAGGGAGGAUGAGAGAAGAAGACAAGGGAGGAUGAAGGAGAGACGUACAAGAGUUUCAGAUGCUGUUGUGCUCUUUUUAUAUUUUACACCACAACAAAAGGUUGUUUUGUUCUUUUUCUGGUAUAAACGUUUUAUUAAAAAGCUCCAAUAAUAAUAGAAAAGCGGGAAAUGAAAGAAAAGGAAAAGGAAGGAAAAGAAAAGAAAGGGAAAGAAAGGGAAAAGGAAAGAAAAGGAAAGGGAAAAAACCACAUUUUAUUCUUUGACAAACACAUUUUUUUAAACACGCGACAGGAAAGGGAACGAGGAAGUGAUCUUCCAAGUGUCCUCGGUGUGAAGUCAUUCAUAAGCAGCCUCCACUUCAUUUCUUCUUCUGCCUUUUUAUCAUUUUACUCGCAGCCCCUUUCUUUAUGCACAUUUUAAAAAAAUUAAAGCAUGCUUAUUUUGCAGAAGUUGAAUAUGAAUGUUUGUUUCAUGCUUUAAUUCAAUAUGCAGCAGGUACGGUAAGGAAUUCAUUUAUUAGGUACUCAAUAUGUGCAGCGUCUCAAUUGUUUUUUAAUGCGGUUAUCUUUAAUACAACAAUAAACAAGAUUAAAAGUCUC